Molecule: messenger RNA, 5030 nt
Organism: Diorhabda carinulata
Lineage: Eukaryota; Metazoa; Arthropoda; Insecta; Coleoptera; Chrysomelidae
Product: protein phosphatase 1L
Exons: 2
Coding region: 351-1775 (474 amino acids)
Biological process (GO): negative regulation of canonical NF-kappaB signal transduction; protein dephosphorylation; positive regulation of canonical Wnt signaling pathway
Cellular component (GO): cytosol; nucleus
Molecular function (GO): protein serine/threonine phosphatase activity; cation binding
Source: RefSeq, a predicted model, not a curated record
GUCAAACCUCAUAAAUUUCAGAUAGCCGAUUUCUAGUAGCAGUAUUUAUAUGAAAAUAGUUAAAUAAAUUAUUAAUUCCACCUAAAUCUUAUAAAAUAUCAAAUGAAACAGUAAACCAAUAUUGAAACCAGUUUCUAUUGAUUGGUCGUCGUUGGCUAUCCUGUGAUCAAAAUUCAAAUUAAACAGUGCACUUCCAUUAUAAAUAGAAAUAGAUAUUCCUAACCUCAAAGAUAUUUUUACAAUAUAAACGAUUCAAUCAAAUUUGGAGUAUUUGUCAAAUAAGAGUAACUGGCGAACGAAAUGAUGUUCUAAAUAACGACCUAUAUUACAAAAUCUCCCAGGUUUGUAAGAUGGAAGACGAAAUAGAUGACAAAAUAUUUUACCAAACAUAUGUUUCCCACAUGAAAAUAAUGUCUCGAAUAGCAUGGAGUAUCCCUUUAAAAUUAUCUCAUAUCACAUUCACAUCCCACAUUUGGAAAUUGUUGAAAAUAUAUGUAAUGAAACCGGAAUUCAUCAUUUUUGGAGCUUUGGUGUUAUUUGUGUUAAUUUAUAUCCAAGCUGUAGAUGAAUGGAGUCGUAAUUUAUUAGGUAGAUUCCAGUCUAAUAUUGGAAGAUCAGCAACCAGAUCCAAAAUUGAACGGCUCAAUUUCUUCAGCAACACAGAUGUGGAAAAGUCCAGCUGGCAAAUGAAAGUAGGUGCAGUUGCUGCUUAUGCUGUACAGGGAAGGAGACCAAAAAUGGAAGAUAGGUUUGUUAUAAAUGAUAAUAUAAAUAAUACAGGGGUUGCUUUAUUUGCUGUAUUUGAUGGUCAUGGGGGAGAAUUUGCUGCUAACUAUGCCAAAGAAAAACUUACUCAAAAUUUACUUGACAAAGUUAUUGAAAUAAAAGAUAUAAUAUCAGGUCAGCCAAUAAAAAAGGAAUCAAAAGAAAUUGAGGAAGAAGAGAAAAUGGAUCCUGAAAAACCUAUCACUCCUAUCCAACGUAGAAAAAGUUUUCGCAGAAUCAGUUCAACUACUGAUGAAUGUAAAGGAGUCAAGGAAAUAACUGAUGUUCAGCUACUAUCAAAAAUAGAUAGUAUUCAGCCAAUUAGUAAAAGCUCAAAACCGUUGAAAACAACCCCCAGCUUCAAAAAAGUUCCUGUUACCAAUUAUUUUGAUAAAUUUGGUACUGUGAAUUAUGAAAAGUUAUUAACUGAUGAAGUUUUAGCAGCAGAUGAAACUUUAGUAGAAAUUGCAAAAAAAAGUUUUGAUGUUGCAGGAACCACAGCUUUAAUAGCUAUUCUUGAAGGGACUAGACUAAUUGUAGCAAAUGUUGGGGACUCGAGAGGAGUAAUGUGUGAUGCAAAAGGCAAUGCUAUUCCAUUAUCAUUUGAUCACAAACCUCAGCAGAUGAGAGAACGUAAAAGAAUCAAAGCUGCUGGGGGUUUUGUUACCUUCAAUGGAGUUUGGCGAGUAGCUGGAAUAUUAGCUACCAGUAGAGCUCUAGGAGAUUAUCCACUAAAAGAUAAAAAAUUGGUUAUUGCCGAUCCAGAUAUUCUAACUUUUGAUUUGAAAGAUCACAAGCCCUCUUUUAUAGUAUUGGCAUCUGAUGGAUUAUGGGACACAUUUACAAAUGAAGAAGCGAUCAAUUUUGUUAAAGAAAGAUUAAAUGAACCUGAUUAUGGUGCUAAAAGUUUAACUUUACAAUCAUACUAUAGGGGCUCAUUAGAUAACAUAACUGUCGUAAUCAUCAAUUUCAAAGAUAAUAUUUUUAGCAAGUAUACAGCUACAGCAUGAUCAUAAAACUGAAGAAACCAUUUUAUUGGAGAAUGAAUAAAUUAACACCUAAAUAAUAAUACUUCAAUACUCUUGAAUAUAGUUUUGAAAAUGUUUCUGGUUUGUUUCAUUUAUAUACAUUUUUGAAUAAGCAUAAGUUUUAUUUUGAAAUUAUUAUGAAUGUUAGAAAAAUCUAUUUUUUUGGUAACUUUAUGAAUCUGCCAUUAUGUGUCAUUACAAAAUUUAUUUGAAAGUUAAUCUGUCAACUUGAUAAAUGAUUGUUAGAUCAUCUAACACUACUUGAUAACUUUGUUGUAUUAAUAAUUUAUUUCUAAAUUUUCAACUCAGUUUGAAGAUAUGACAUACAGUUGGAUUAACUUUUAUAUAUAAAACAUAAUCGAAUUAUUUAUAGUACAAAAAAUGUUUUCACAUUUACAAAUUAUGAUCUGUGACUAAAUAUUCUUACGAGAUUGUGCUCACUUGAGCAGCAAGAUAAAAUCUUGCUAUAUAUGUAUAUUGUAUCUUUACCAAAUUUCGACUGAACUGCUUACAGAUAUUUUCAGUGGCGAUUAUUAAAAUUUUUGUGAUGUCAAUGAGCCUUUUAUAUAUACAAAUGGUUCAGAAUUAUGUACUUUAAUUUCUAGAGUUGAUAAUAUGUUCAAAAACAAGAGUACUAUUUCAGGUAUACUUUUUCUGAAAAUUGAUGAUAAGGGAAGUAAAAACCUUAAAAAGGUUGAAUUGAAACAUAAUUUUUCUAAUAAAUAUCAAAGUUUUGAUUACUGAGUUUAAAUUAUGGGAUAUUGAGUUGAUUAAUUUUAUGUUAUCACCUACCUAAUCCCAUGUAAAUAUAAGGUAAUUUUGGAAGGUUAGAUUCGAUUAACAAUAAAAUGCAUGUAUACCUCCUAUUUUAAAUAAAUUGAAAACAGUUAUAUUUAUCAAAUUACUCUUAGAAAAGAAAAUAAUUUCUUAAAACUAACAAGAAUUAAUGAUACCUUCCAAAACCUAUUUAUAUGGGAUGCACUAAGUGGUGACAUUACAUUAAUAUCUUAAAUUAAAUGUUCAAUUCCAAAAAUAUUUUGAAAAAUAAACUUUCCAAUUCAACCAUUUACAGAGUUCUAUCUAUCUUAGUCUUCAGUUUUAUCUAAAAGUGUACAUAAAACUACCAUUAUUUUUGGACAUACACUCAGCUCUAGAAAUGAAUUUUUAUAAUUCCGGAUCACCUUGUAUAUAGAUCUAAUGCAUUUUUGUGAUAAUUACAAAAAAAACAAUAUAAAAAGCCAAGUGUGAUAGGAAACUAAGCAUUAAGUUUUGAUGGAGUGUAUUUUUUCUUGCAAUUGUUUUUUUUUAAUAUAGUUAUACAUUCUUUAUAGAAGCUAAAUGCUUUGGGCAAUUUAAGAUUUCACUUACCUUAGAAAUCUGGAAGCUUACUCGAUAUAUGAUGAUAGUUUAUGUCGAGUUAAAAAUCUUCCGGAUUCGAAAUAUACAGUGUUUUGGGACUUGAUGCAAAAAAUUGGGGGAUUGAGUAGAUGACGUGAAAAUAAUGCUGUGACAUCCAAAAAAUUUUUCUCAUAUGGCCCCUCGUUUCUGAGUUAUAGACAUUUAAAGUUGCGAAAUCAGAACUUAUAUUUUCUAAUUUAUAUAUCAGAACAUUAUGAAUGUUUAAUGGAUGAUUACAAAUGUCCAUGUAGUGUGUUUGAUGAAAUAAAUAAUUCUACACUACUAUCUGAGGGCCAGGGGCGGUUCAUGCCCAAUGGUUAACAAUUUGCAACUUUUACAGGGACAACCUGUAAAAUCUAAAAAUAGGAAAAAUGAAUCUAUUUUUUAACAAAAAGGUACUCUUUGUUUAAUUGGAUAAAAUUUAUGGCUUAGGAGAUAUGUAGACCAUUAUACAUGCCAAGGAAACUGUUCGCACUAGAGACAUUUUGAAGAAAAUUAUCAUAAAUUGUAAUUAUGUAAUUGUAAUUAAAAAUACCUACAGGAGGUAUCAAAACAUAAUCAAAAAUCAACAUCGAUUUUGCGUUAAUGUGUGUAAUGGGUAAUAAUUUAUCAGGUCCAUAUGUGUUUGAUAAUAACCUGAAUGGUCAGCGCUACUUAAAAGUUUCUCCAAAAUGAUUUUCCUUCCAUGUUACAUGAUAUUCCUCUAAACAUUCACAAUGGAGCCCCUCCCCACUUCUAAAAUUGUCAAAAUUCAUCUUCAUCAUCAUUUAAUAGGUGGAUUGGUCAGGGAGGUCAAUUUGCAUGGUCACCACGUUUCCUUCAAUUAAAUACAAUUUAGUUUUUGGGAUAUCUAGAAAGCUGGGUAUAUGCAACACCGGUAAACACAAGGAACGAUAGAAUAAACUUCCACUGUGAUGAUAUAAGGCAGAAUCUUGGAAUGUUCUUCCAAUUUUAAAGAAUUAUCCUCCGUGGACUCCGGAAAUGUGUAGAAGUGCAAGUUGUCCACUUCUAACAUUCAUUAUAGUUUUUUUUUAUUUAAUAAGUUUUAGGCUAUCCAACUAAAUUUUUCUAUAUUUCAAUUUUUUCCUUAUGUAAGUAACACGAUACUCGAUAGUAUGCAAUUAGAAAUGUUUGAUUGUGUUCUAAUGGCAAGUAUUUUCAAUAAAUAAUCACUAUUUAUGAUAAUUUCUUCGGAAUGUCUUUAUAGCGAUCGAUUUCCUUGGCAUGUAUAACGACCUAUAAAUCUAUAUAACUCCGAAACCAUAAAUUUUAUCGAGUCAAACAAAGAGUAUCUUUUUUGAAAAAUCGAUUGAACAAUUAAUUUUUGCUAUCUUUAGAUUGUACAGGUUGUCCCUGUAAAAGUUACGGAUUGUUAAUCAUUAGGCCUUCAGAUAGUAGUGUAGAACUAUUUAUUCCGUCAAACACGGAUAUCCAUUAAAAAUUCAUAACGUUCGAAUGUAUAGUUUAGAAAGUACAUUUGAAUGAGUUCUUAUUUCGAACUUUAAAGGCCCAUAACUCAGACACGAAGGGUCGUGUUAAAAAAUUUUUUUAAUGUCACAGCAUUAUUUUUACAUCAUCUACUCAUUUCCGAAUUUUUUGCAUCAAAUCCCGAAACACCCUUUAUAUGUAUUGUAGUUGUGACAAUUCUCUCGUUAAUUGUCGCUGGAACUGUGUUAUCCUUUUAAGGUAAGCCAGAGAGUAUAUAUACACAUUUCUAUUUUUCUUUUCAAGAUCGUGUUAAUUUUGAUUUUCACAUAUUUGUGCUGUGCCAAAGAUUAUUGUGAUUUUAAAUAGUUAUUUCUUUGUAAAUCGCUGUGAAAUAAAUGUUGUGGUUAUUUU